This is a messenger RNA of Lathyrus oleraceus (garden pea), 1486 nucleotides long. RefSeq names its product putative pentatricopeptide repeat-containing protein At1g03510. The record is from RefSeq and is a predicted model, not a curated record. Gene Ontology annotation, molecular function: RNA binding; protein binding. Lineage: Eukaryota; Viridiplantae; Streptophyta; Magnoliopsida; Fabales; Fabaceae. The coding region runs from base 1 to 1323 and encodes 440 amino acids. Gene Ontology annotation, biological process: RNA modification. The transcript has a single exon.
AUGGCAUCCUCUUCUUCCUCCUCCUUCUAUUCAUCCAACCACCAACGCCUCCUCUCCAUGACAAAACUCAUAACAUCCCACGUAAACCAAUCCCGCCACAAACAAGCUCUAUCAAUCUUCCACCACAUGCACACCACCUUACCCAUCUCCCUCGACCCACACGUCUUCACCCUCGUCCUCAAAUCCUGCACCACCCUCCACCUCCCUCUCCUCGCCACCUCCAUCCACUCUCACCUCAUCAAAACCUCGUUCCUCACCUCCAACCACUUCCUCUCCUCCUCCCUCAUCAACUUCUACGGCCACUGUCUCUCCCUCAACUCCGCACGUAAACUGUUCGACGAAACUCCUCAACCAAAUGUCAUCGUUUGGAACUCCAUUAUCGCACUAUACUCCCGUUCACAACAUAUUUCAUCUGCUAUUAAACUCUUUAACAUCAUGAAUGUGCCUCCAAAUGAAUCCACUUUCAACCCAAUUAUCGCCGCCUUAUCAUUGUCGAAUCAAAACAAUGCUUCGUUUCAAGCCGUGAAGUUCUACCGAAAGAUGAUUGAGUUGAAACUGAAGCCGAGUUUGAUCACACUUCUCGCUCUUCUUCGCGCGUCUGUUUUGACCGCGGCUUUGAACUUGAUUAAAGAGAUACAUGGUUAUGGGAUAAGGAAUGAUAUUGAUUCGGAUCCUCAAAUGAGUAGUGGGUUGAUUGAAGCUUACGGUAGAUGCGGUUGUUUAAUGAAUUCGCGAUUAGUUUUUUCGGGGAUGAGGGUAUGCGAUAAAGACGUAGUUGUUUGGAGUAGUUUAAUAUCUGCUUGUGCAUUGCAUGGUGAAGCUAGGGAAGCAUUGGAGAUUUUUCGAGAAAUGGAGGUUUCGGGUGUGAAGCCGGAUGGGAUUGCUUUUCUUGGUGUUUUGAAAGCUUGCAGUCAUGCUGGGUUGGAUGAUGAGGCGUUGGGUUGUUUUAUGAGGAUGCAUAGGGAUUAUGGCGUUGAGCCGAAUAGCGAGCAUUAUUCUUGUUUGGUUGAUGUUUUGAGUAGGGCAGGGAGAUUGUAUGAAGCUUAUGAGGUUAUUAAAGGGAUGCCUGUGAAGGUGACUGCUAAGGCAUGGGGUGCUCUACUCGGUGCUUGUAGGAAUUAUGGAGAGUUGGGGUUGGCUGAGAUUGCCGCCAGAGCUUUGGCUGAGAUUGAGCCGGAUAAUGCUGCGAAUUAUGUUCUGUUGGCUAAGAUUUAUGCUAGUGUUGGGAGACAGGAGGAGGCUGAUAGAAUGAUAAGGGAAAUGAAAGAGAAAGGAGUGAAGACUGCGGGUGGUACUAGUUGGGUUGUGUAUUCCGAGUCUUGAGAUUAACUGUGUUUGCCAAACAUGAUUUUAAUUUGCAGUGAUGGCUGAGAUGUGGUUUUUAAAACUGCUGUAAAUCGCAGACACUUGUUGUUUGUGUGCUCGCAAUUGGAGUAUCAAAGAUCUCAAGAAUUGUUGAUGUUUUGGCCACAGGGAUUGAUUUUUU